AUGCCGGCACAAGGACAGCUCAGGCCGAAGCGACGAAGCGGCAAGCAGCACGCGCCGCUCGAGGUCGACACUGCGUUUCUCCAUCCCAUGUGCAAGUACGUCGGACGCCAGUGCAGCCAGCGCUCAGCCUACGGCGUAUCCGUCAACUUUUAUCAUGUGGACUUCAGCCAGGGCCGCGUGUGUGGGGAGUUGACCAUCAAGGAGCUGGCGCGAAACUGCCAGGACGUGACCACCUUCUUUGACGCCGAACUCGUGCAGACCGCUGACGACUUUCUCACGCGUCGCUGGGGAGCAGAUAUGGACGUGGACAUUGCACACUGGAAACGGCUGCCUGGAUUUAACAUGGCGUACCUCCGAGAUGAGGAUGCUUACGACUUUCGCACAAACCGAUUCAUCUUCAUGCGCUGGAAGGAGAAGUUUGUGGUUCCGUAUUGGGAGGCGCAGGAGGUGCCUGGCGCGUCGUAUGCGGGCUUCUACUACAUCUCCUUUGAUCGCCUCAAGGGCGCCAUCACGGGCUACUACUUCUUCAGGCGCUCAGAGAGGUACCAGGCGCUUGAGCUCAAGUACGACCACGAUCAUGCCAUCUUCCCGCACCAGCAGCUGCUGUAG
Molecule: messenger RNA, 609 nt
Organism: Salpingoeca rosetta
Lineage: Eukaryota; Choanoflagellata; Craspedida; Salpingoecidae
Exons: 5
Coding region: 1-609 (202 amino acids)
Biological process (GO): protein targeting to vacuole; proteasome-mediated ubiquitin-dependent protein catabolic process; protein catabolic process in the vacuole
Cellular component (GO): GID complex; extrinsic component of membrane
Source: RefSeq, a predicted model, not a curated record